Molecule: messenger RNA, 2522 nt
Organism: Lotus japonicus
Lineage: Eukaryota; Viridiplantae; Streptophyta; Magnoliopsida; Fabales; Fabaceae
Exons: 5
Coding region: 372-2522 (716 amino acids)
Source: RefSeq, a predicted model, not a curated record
UGGUUGAUGCCGCAUGCGAUGCCGCAUGCGGUUCUGGGAAUGUUGAGCCUCCUAGCAAUAUCAUUUCGUGGGUGCCCCCUCGUAUAAGCGUGGACGCCACACAUUUAUUUACAACUGACCAGAUAUUUGAUACUCGUGAUGAGCUUGAACAAUGGGCUAAGAAUGUUGGAAAGGCGAAUGGUUAUGUGCUGGUGAUCGCAAGGUCUGACUAUGCUAUAAGUGGAGGAAAGGUAUUUGUUACUAUUAAGUGUGCGAAGCAUGGUAUUUACAGGCCAUACAAGGACCCGAAUACAUUCAAGUACAAAAAGACCGCAUCACAAAAGACUGAUUGUAAGUUUAAUCUCAAAGGACGACCUACGAAGGGUGAUAGAAUGUGGUGGCUGAAAGUGAUGGAUGGUAAACACAACCAUGAACCAGCUAAAUCACUAGUUGGCCACCCCUACGUUGGUCGACUAACAGAGGAAGAGAAGGGGCUUGUGGGCACCAUGACUAGUACUUGGACUCCACCGAGACAAAUACUAGCGGCAUUGAAGGAAAACAAUCCAAGUAACUUGACUACAAUCACUCAAGUUUACAGUUGCAACAAAAGGUUUAAAAAAGAGGAGAGGGGACCAUUGACAGAAAUGCAACAUUUGAUGAAGAAGUUGGUAGAAGCCAAGUAUGUUCACUUUGAAAGGCAACAAGCUGAUUCAAGUGAGAUUAGGGAUCUCUUUUGGGCUCAUCCUGAUGCGGUCAGACUCUUCAACACAUUCCCUCAUGUGGUCAUCAUGGAUUGCACGUACAAGACAAACAGAUAUCAGAUCCCCUUGCUUGAAAUGGUUGGUCUCACUUCUACGGGGUUGACUUUCUCCAUAGCAUUUUGCUACAUAGUUAGGGAGCACACAAUUGACUAUGUUUGGGCCUUGGAGUGCAUGAAGUUUCUUAUUGCCGAUGAUGCCGGAUUACCUCAAGUGAUUGUGACUGACAGAGAUUUGGCUUUACUGAGUGCUGUUAAGCAAUGUCUCCCAAUUUGGAACAAUUUGAUGAGGAAUGGAAGAUGGAAGGAAAUGUGUGUCAUGUGUAAGGACUUCCCAGAUUUCAUAUCCUACAUUUCUACUACAUGGUUAAAGCACAAGGAGAAAUUUGUGAGUGCGUGGACCAAUUCUGUGUUGCAUUUUGGAACUACAACGAGUAACAGGGCUGAAAGUGCACACUCAACCUUGAAGAGGAUGCUGAAAGACGGCAGAGGUGACUUGUGCGCCUCGUGGGAUGCAGUGGAUAGGUUGACCACUGUACGACACAAUGAAAUCAAGGCAUCAUUUGAGCGCAGUAUCAACCUUGUAGAACAUCGUUUCAAGUCGCCCAUGUAUACAAAUAUCAGGGGAUUUGUGUCCAGAAAGGCCAUGCAACUCAUGGAAGAUGAACAGAACAGAGUGAUGCGUGAUGGUUGUGGAUGCGCAUUCCAAGUUACCCAUGGGCUUCCUUGUGCGUGUGCACUUCAUAGUUAUGAUAGAAUUCCGUAUGAGGCAAUCCAUACUUUCUGGAAGAUACUUGGUUGGGACCAUGUACCCAUUGGGAGUCAAGCCUCAAACCAAGGAGACCUCAAGUCAGAGAUUGAUGGCUUGACCGCUUAUUUCAACACUUUGGAUGUUGCGGGCCAAAGUAUGCUACGGAGGAAGGUAAAGGAGCUCUAUUGUCCUUCUAGUAGUUCACUGUGUCCUCCUCAAGUGAAGAUAAAGCCCAAGCGCUCGUCCAAGGCUAUGGAGAGUAAACCACUUAGUCAACAAAAACCAUCCUUACAGCGUGAUCCUUGUUAUUGGGAACAUGUUAACAAUAGCCUCAAGCCAACACCUAACAAAGUCUCUUGUCCUCGAAACAAGAAGUCUAAGAAGAGCAAGCAGUCCUCCACCAGCAUAUACUUGGAUGAUUUGCCAUCUUUCUUCCAUCAAUAUAUAGAAAAAGUCAUAUAUGUUAUUGCAGAUGGUAAUUGUGGUUAUAGAUCAGUUGCUGCAUUGUUCAGACCCGACAUAGGUCAAGACGGUUGGCCUUUGAUUGGGGAAGAGUUGCUUGUAGAACUCUCAGAGAAUACCGCUUACUAUAGCAACAUAUUUGGUUAUGAGAGGGUUCAGUCUCUACAAAAUCGUCUCAUCCUUCCGAUUGGUACAAUUGCAACUGAAGACAAGUGGAUGUCUCUACCGGAGAUGGGGUACCUCAUUGCUACGAGGUUGCAAGUUGUCUUCAUCUCCAUUUCACUAAAAGGUUGUUACACUUAUCUGCCAUUGAGAGGAGGCGCCCCACCGGAAGUACAUCCCGUUAUAGAAGUUGGUCACGUCACCAACCACUUUGUUCAGCUCAAGCUUAAGCCGGGACAUCCUAUGCCAACAAUAGCUCCCCAAUGGCCGUUUUUGGCCAAAGAACCCACCGACCAAUGGAUCUUCCCGUAUGCGGCGCGUUUGGCUACAUUUACGGCAGAAUUGAAUGCUUGGAUUGAUCCUACGGGUGGUCCUCAAGAGAAUGUCUUUAUAGACCUUGGAGAAGAUUGA